Callorhinchus milii (elephant shark) is the source of this 1867-nucleotide messenger RNA. RefSeq names its product Rho guanine nucleotide exchange factor (GEF) 39 (gene arhgef39). The transcript has 13 exons. The record is from RefSeq and is a predicted model, not a curated record. Gene Ontology annotation, molecular function: guanyl-nucleotide exchange factor activity. Bases 84 to 1481 code for a protein of 465 amino acids. Lineage: Eukaryota; Metazoa; Chordata; Chondrichthyes; Chimaeriformes; Callorhinchidae. Gene Ontology annotation, cellular component: plasma membrane. Gene Ontology annotation, biological process: positive regulation of cell migration.
AAAAGGCGGGGGGAGAGGAUCAGUGUUCCUGUAUCUGCUGCCAUUCUGCAUUGUGUAGGUUUUGACAGAAAAUACAGGCAACCAUGGACACCUCACGUAACCGAACUCCAACGAGAAGACAUUUGCAAGCAGAAACAGCAGCAGCCAGUACUAAUGAUCAACUCUCUACCCCGAUGGCUCGGCUGAAUUACUCAUCGGGAAGCAUCAUCAUAGAGGAGCAGAGGGCUCGGUGGGAAAGAAAGAGGAUUCGAGCUGCUAAAGAACUGGUAGAGACUGAACAGAGGUACUCCGAACAACUGGAGCUCAUUGUUGUGUACUUUAUAGAGAUUUUAAAAGCCAAGGGAACCCUUCAACAAGACACAAGAGAUGCCAUAUUUUGCACCAUGCAAUCCAUCCACUCUCAAAACAGGACAUUGCUAUAUUAUCUGGAAAAAGGAAAGUUUGGGAUGGGCUUUGAAUACUUCUGUCCUCACCUGCAACUUUACUCCACUUACGCUGACAACAUGGAGAAUGCCGUCAAGGUCUUGCAGGAGCAAGUUAAGAAAAAUAAAAGCUUUGCGAGAUUCAAGAAACUUCAAGAAUCCAGACCUGAAUUCCUUGGUUUAAAAUUGGAGGAAUUACUUCCUCUACCUCUGUGGCGCAUCCAACAAUACAAACAUUUUCUGCGGGAUCUAACAGAAAAUACCAGCCCGGAUAAUCCUGAGUUUGUACAGCUUUCAAAGGCAGCACAAGCAGUCUCGGAUAUUUCUCAGUACAUUAAAGAUCUUGAGAGGAGCCGUGAGAAUUACCUGCAGAUGGUAAGAGUGCAGAAGUUGUUGAAAGGACAGAGGACCAAGGUGUUGACUCCAGGAAGGAAAUACAUUCGAGAGGGUUGGCUAUCUAUGGUGCCGGAUAAGGGAGAAGAUUUGAAACCAAAGAUGUUUUUCCUUUUCUCGGAUAUUCUCCUGUUGGCCAAACCAUGUCAUCCACUCCACCUCGUACAUUCCGACAAGUUUGCUUGCCAAAGAAUCUACCCUUUGAUAGAAUGCACUGUUGAUAAAGUCUUUGGACACACGAAGGGCGAUGGAGGCCUUCUGAGUCUCACCUUUCCGGGGGAGAAGUUUCUGGUGAUGUCAAAUGACCAGGAGGAUAUUAACGACUGGUAUCGGUGUAUGUCAACUGCCAUUGGGCAAUUAAAAACCCGAAAAACGAUCAUACUGAGAAAGGAUAACCUUGCGAGAAGGCCUCUGCGGUCUGUAGAAACAGCAAUACCAGUGAAAGACUGUUCGACAAUACCUCAGAGUGCAAGGAAACGAAACCUGAAUGAGCUGAGGCGCAGGGAGCAAGAUUCACUCACAGACGCCCAACUCUACCGCCACGAGGAUGAUAGUGUUGCAUCAAAGCGAGUCAGACUGAUGCAAAGUCCCACUGAGAGGUAUGAAAAUGAAGAUGAAUGUCCCAGCACAGAGCAAUCGAGCGGCAGCAAAUGUACCAUUUUGUAAAAGUCCCGAAGUUCGUGAACAAAUAGAUUCCGUUUCCCAGAUGAAGUGUUUUGCUAUAUAUUUACAGAUUUACAGAUGCCUUUCAUACGAUUUUUAUAUGAUUCAAUAAAAACAAGCUAUUUUUGAAUACCGUACAUUUAAGGAUCAAAAAUGUCACAUUGUCUUAGACCUCAGAUGUGUUUUGUAGUUUAGACCAUCAUAAAAUGUUCCUUUCAAAUCUGAUGUUCCAGCAGGUUUUAGUACUGAAACUGUAUCUGAUACUUAGCAGUGGUUUGCAAUAUGAGGCACCAUUCAUUCAGCGCCAAGUGAAGUUAGUUUUAUUAUUGGUUGAUUAUUAUUGGAUGUGUUGCCUCCAAUAACAAAAGCUGUGUUCUGUUGAAGUGAAA